This is a messenger RNA of Oncorhynchus nerka (sockeye salmon), 7677 nucleotides long. Its product is annotated as kinase D-interacting substrate of 220 kDa B-like. Bases 197 to 5491 code for a protein of 1764 amino acids. The record is from RefSeq and is a predicted model, not a curated record. The transcript is spliced from 30 exons. NCBI's taxonomy places the organism in Eukaryota, Metazoa, Chordata, Actinopteri, Salmoniformes, Salmonidae. Gene Ontology annotation, molecular function: PDZ domain binding; protein kinase regulator activity.
ACAGCGGGGAGGAAGUCACCCUAGUAAGUGCUGUGUUUUUCUGGUCCACUAAAAUGGCUGUUGUCGAGGAUGGGGACUAGCCUGUGAGCACUACACGCAUAUAAGGCGAGGAUUGAGAAGAGAACACCGAAGUGUGGAACAUUUAUAUUCGUUUUAUUAAAAGGUGCUGUGGUGUUGAGGGGAAGUAGCUGCAGCCAUGGACACCACCACCUCCAUCAAGAUGACCACUCUGGCCAUCCAGAACCUCUUCAGCUACGUGGAGGAGGAGAACCUGGCAGCGCUCAAGGCCCAUCUGGACAAGUUCAAGGAGGUGGACGGCAGGAGUGACAAUGGUCAGACACCCCUGAUGCUGGCUUCGGAGCAGGGCAGUAUUGAGAUUGUACAGGAGCUCAUCAGGAGAGGAGCCAAUGUUAACCUGGAUGAUGUGGACUGCUGGUCUGCUCUGAUCUGUGCUGCUAAGGAAGGCCAUGUAGAGGUGGUGAAGGAGCUGUUAGAAAGCAGUGCUUACAUAGAGCACCGAGACAUGGGAGGCUGGACGGCCCUCAUGUGGGCUGCCUAUAAAGGCCGCGUGGAGGUAACCGAGGUUCUCCUUGAGAACGGAGCCAACCCCAACACUACUGGGCAGCAAUACAGUGUGUACCCCAUCAUCUGGGCAGCAGGCAGAGGUCAUGCUGAGAUCGUCCAGGUCUUGCUGGAGAACGGAGCCAAGGUCAACUGCUCUGACAAGUAUGGUACCACCCCUCUGAUCUGGGCAGCCAGGAAGGGCAAUUUUGACUGUGUGAUGCACCUACUGGAGAAUGGAGCUGAUGUCGACCAGGAGGGGGCGAACUCGAUGACAGCUCUGAUCGUGGCAGUGAAGGGAGGUUUCCCUGAGGUGGUGAAGGAGCUUCUGAAGAGGAACCCUAACGUCAACAUGACAGACAAGGACGGCAACACAGCCCUGAUGAUCGCUGCCAAGGAGGGCUAUACUGAGAUAGUACAGGACCUGCUGGAUGCUGGCACCUACGUCAACAUACCAGACAGGAGUGGAGACACGGUGCUUAUCGGAGCAGUGAGAGGAGGACAUGUGGAGAUAGUGAAGGCUCUGCUGCACAAAUAUGCUGACAUAGACAUCAGAGGACAGGACAACAAGACAGCCCUGUACUGGGCUGUGGAGAAAGGCAACGCCACCAUGGUGAGAGAUAUCCUCCAGUGCAACCCCGACACAGAGACCUGCACCAAGGAUUUAGAGAGCCCUCUGAUCAAAGCUACUAAGAUGAGGAACAUUGACAUAGUGGAGCUUCUGCUGGACAAAGGAGCCAAGGUGUCUGCUGUGGACAAGAGAGGUGACACCCCCCUCCACAUUGCCAUCCGUGGGCGGAGCCGCAGACUGGCGGAGCUCCUCCUUCGUAACCCUAAAGAUGGCCGCCUGCUCUACAGGCCCAACAAGGCCGGCGAGACCCCCUACAACAUCGACUGCAGCCACCAGAAGAGCAUCCUCACCCAGAUCUUUGGAGCCCGUCACCUGUCCCCUACUGAGUCUGAUGGGGACAUGCUGGGUUAUGACCUGUACAGCAGUGCCCUGGCUGACAUUCUCAGUGAGCCCACCAUGCAGCCACCCAUCUGUGUGGGCCUGUACGCCCAGUGGGGCAGCGGCAAGUCUUUCUUGCUCAAGAAACUGGAGGAUGAGAUGAAGACGUUUGCUGGCCAGCAGGUGGAGCCGUUGUUCCAGUUCUCCUGGCUGGUGGGGUUCAUGUCCCUGCUGCUGUGUGGUUCUGUAGCUCUGGUCCUGGGCUUCACCGUCGACCCCAAGCUGGCCAUCGCUGUCUCCCUCAGCCUGCUGGCCUUGCUCUAUGUCUGCUUCGUGGUGGUGUACUUCGGCAGUCGUCGAGAGGGUGAGAACUGGAGCUGGGCGUGGGUGAUAAGUACUCGCUUGGCCCGACACAUCGGUUACCUGGAGCUGCUACUCAAACUGAUGUUUGUCAACCCCCCUGACCUGCCAGAGCAGACCACCCGCGCUCUGCCCGUUAGGUUCCUGUUCACUGACUACAACCGUCUGUCCAGUGUGGGAGGGGAGACCAGCCUGGCGGAGAUGAUAGCCACCCUGUCUGAUGCCUGUGAGAGGGAGUUUGGCUUCAUGGCCACCCGCCUCUUCAGGGUCUUCAAGACAGAGGAAUCACAAGGGAAGAAGAAGUGGAAGAAAACUUGCUGCGUUCCCUCCUUCGUCAUCUUCAUCUUAAUCCUGGGCUGCCUGAUCACUGGCAUGGCACUCCUCGCCGUCUUCAAGGUGGACGGGGCCAACCAGACGGUGAAUGCCGUGCUAAUCGCCAUGGCCUGCGCAGUGGGCCUGGCACUGGUGCUUAACUGCCGGACCUGGUGGCAGGUGGCCGACUCGGUGCUCAACUCUCAGAGGAAGAGGCUGCACAGCGCUGCCAACAAGAUGCACAAGCUCAAGAGCGAGGGCUUCAUGAAGGUGUUGAAGAAUGAGGUGGAGCUGAUGGCGAGGAUGGCUAAGACCAUUGAUGGCUUCACUCAGAACCAGACGCGUCUGGCUGUCAUCAUAGACGGCCUGGACUCCUGUGAACAGGACAAAGUACUGCAGAUGCUGGAUACGGUGAGAGUGCUCUUCUCCAAAGGCCCCUUCAUCUCCAUCUUCGCCAGCGACCCCCACAUCAUCAUCAAGGCCAUCAACCAGAACCUGAACAGCGUGCUCAGGGACUCCAACAUCAACGGUCAUGACUACAUGAGAAACAUCGUCCACCUGCCGGUCUUCCUCAACAGCCGGGGGUUGAGCAGCGCCAGAAAGAUGUGUGUGGCAGCGCCCGCUAACGGAGACACCGGAAACUCAGACGGUAAUCCAAACCAUUCAGACGGCUGGCAUGAGGAGCUGGACAGGAAGCUAUCCCAGCACAGCAUCGGGGAGAUGACCAAGUUUGGCAGCAAGACAACCCUGAACCGCAGGGACACGUACCGGCGACGCCAGAUGCAGAGGACGGUGACACGGCAGAUGUCCUUUGACCUGAGCAAGCUGCUGGUGACAGAAGACUGGUUCAGUGACAUCAGCCCCCAGACCAUGAGGAGGCUGCUCAACAUCGUCUCUGUCACAGGUCGUCUGCUGAGGGCAAAUCAGAUUAUGUUUAACUGGGACCGCCUGGCAUCGUGGAUCAACCUUACUGAGACGUGGCCCUACAGGACCUCCUGGCUCAUCUUGUUCCUGGAGGAGACUGAAGGCAUCCCUGACCAGGCCGCCCUCAAGACUAUCUACGAGAGGAUCUCCAAGAACAUUCCCACCACUAAAGACGUGGAGCCCCUGUUGGAGAUUGACGGGGAUGUGCGUAGCUUCGAGGUGUUCCUCUCCUCUCGGACACCCGUCCUCAGUGCACGCGACAUCAAAACCUUCCUACCCUGCACCGUCAACCUCGACCCCAAACUACGAGAGAUCAUCGCAGACGUGCGUGCUGCCAGGGAACAGAUGAGCAUCAGAGCGGUGACCUAUCCCAGCCUGCCCCUGCAGGAGGCUGCUCCCCGCCCCACCUCCGUCUACAGCCAGCAGUCAGGCAUGUCCGCCUGCUCCCCCUCCACCUCCUUCAACGGGCACUUCAACCCCCCAGGUCUGGUGUCCCCACCGCCCCACAGCAGCAACUACAGUGGUAUGGCUGGCCCCCAGCACCCCUUCUAUAACAGGCCAUAUUUCCCCCAUCAUGUUUACCAGCUGCCACGGCAGUAUGUGGGCAGUUUCCCUGUUCAUGCUCCUCCACCACGCCCAUUCCCACUUAAAAGUGGCUUUCCCCGGGAUCCGAGCAGUGGACUCUUUAAGGUACCGUCUUUGAAAAAGAAGCAGGGUUCAGCCUCGGUGGUGUCGGGGACACCGGCCAUCCUCCUGAGCUCCAUGAACACAGACACAGUGUGUGAACGUGUCAAACAUAUCGAGGGUAUCGACCAGAGCAUGCUGGCCCAGUACACUGCCACCAUUAAGAAGGCUAAUGUGAAUGGCAGAGUUCUGACCCAGUGCAACAUUGAUGAGCUGAAGAGUGAAAUGAAAAUGAACUUUGGAGACUGGCAGCUCUUCAGAGGAACCGUGUUGGAGAUGCGUCACGUGGAGAGCCAGGUGCUUCAUGAGGAGGCUCCCAGUGAGGUGGACAGCAGUGUGGUGGGCCACGGGGAACCGAGGCGCCAGGUCGCCCCGCCCCACGCCGGCACCGCCAACCUCGACGCCAACUCACCCAUGUACAGCUUCAACCUGAGCUUUGAGGAACUGAGCAAUGUGGGACUGGAUGAGCCUCCCAGGCACAGCAACAACACAUGGAUGGCCCCCACCCACCGCACCCCCAGCAUGUCCAGCCUCAACUCCCAGGAGUCGUCCAACGACAUCGUCAAGCUGACGGAAAAGCAGCAGUCGGAGUACCGCAACGCCUACCAGGAGUACAUCGCCCAGAUGGCCACGCUGGAAGUAGGCGGAGGAGGGGGAGAGAAGCCCGUCCAGCCCCACCCCAACCAGUUCAUGACCUCUGUCAGCUCCGAGGACAAAACCAAGGACAAGGCUACCACCAAGAGAAGCACCUCCAAGCUUCCUGCCGUGGACGCCCCGGAUUUCACCACCGCCGAAGCCCCCCUGGACCCCAUCACAGAGGAGGACGAGAAGCAGGACCCCCAUGGCUCCUCCAAGACCCUGCUCGGACGCAAGGCGCCCGGGUCCAGUGACCGGGGGAGCGGCCUGUUUCAGGGAGCAGCCGACCUCAAGAUGAAGACCGGCGGGCUGCCCUACCAGAAGCUCACCAGCGAUGACGAGGAUUCAGAGAACUCCGACGCUCCUCUCUUGGGGGAUGCGAAAAAGCCAGGUGACCCCAAAGCAUCCUCCCUGGCUCUGGCUAAGGGUAAAGAAUACCUGUCUGAUGCCAUGCUGGAUAAGAAGGAUUCGUCUGACUCCGGCAUGCGCUCCAACGAGAGCUCGCCCAACCACUCCCUGCAGGACGAGGAAGCUGACCUGUCCCAGCUGGAGCAGGCCAACCUGAUCGAGCUGGACCAGGAGGACAGCCAGAGCCGGGCGGCCAGUAAGAGGGGUCUUCCCAGCAGCCUGAGUGGUCUCCAGGACCCAGCUGUGGCCCGCAUGUCCAUCUGCUCUGAGGACCAGUGCAGCCUGCUGGCCAGCAGCCCCGAAGAGAGCUGGCCCUCGUCCAAGAGCUACAACCUCAACCGCACGCCCAGCAACACCACCCUUAACAACAACACCAACGCCCAGCAGCAGGGGAACCAGCAGCGUUGCCAGGGACAGAGGGCUCCAAUGGGGUCCACCGACACCACCUGUUCCACCCCUACAUCCUCCUCCAUCAGCGAGGUCAUCAUCUCCCCGGGUUCCGGCACCACCAGUACCACCACCAAGCCCGGCCCGCACAACGAGAACGUGCGCGUGGUGCACCUGAAGAGGGGGCUGAACCCCGGGGAUCCUCCGGAGAUCACCACCGUGUCCUCCGACACCGUCACUUUCGGAGAGGAGCGCGAGAGCAUCCUGUGAGCCCCCCCGCCCAUCUCAUUCCCAGGAGAGCACUUAGUCAGUAGAUGUUUGGUGUGGUAAUCUGACAAUGCAUGCGUAGCAAGGUACCGUAGCUAGCUAAAUGGGUAAAUAAAUGAUGUUAGUGCUUGGUGUGCACUAAGUAGAUAGCCUUGUUAAACCAGCCUGAUCUGGCAACCUCACAUUCUGUUACAGGAGAGCGCAGCGGUUAGUCUGAUUUCACCAGGCUACUAAGUAGAGGUAGCUCACUGAGAUGUUGUACUCUGUAUUUGUAUCGUCUAAAGUGAAGUGAAGUGACCUCUACUAAUUGUCUUGAUAUUCUCUAGAGGUGAAGGUAGCUAGCUACGUACACUGUAAAAAAAAUAAGAUCUUUAGAUCAACCUAAUUUACUUCACCUCUGGUAAAAACAACAACAUUAUUAUGACAAAUAUAUGAUUCAAUGCCAACUGUUAUAUUUCAUUAUAUUUGACGUUGUUACCUGUUUAUUUCAACACUAAACCUACAUUUCCCCUUUGGUUAAACUUAAUAUAACAAAUCCCCAAAAUAUUUAAUGACAAUACAACCAAUUUUUUUUUAUCUUGUUCCUAGUUCACUUUUUAAUUUGGAAUUACCUAUCCACAUUUCUUCUGUGUUACAAGCCAUUUAAAUCAACAAGCUAAAAAAUAAGAAAAUAAAAAAUAAUUUUUAAAAUAAUUUUGCCAAACUAAAGACCUUCACAUUUCGGAACCACAAUAUCAUAACCAAGCAAUGGCUACCAUCACAUAGAAAAGUUAUCAGGCGCUUUAGUAUCAUUACAGAUGAGUGUACAAGAUUAAGUUUGAAUAACAAAUACAAUAGACCACCUCAACUGGAAUGACAUUCACUUUCAGGGGGGGGCAAAAAUAACCAAAUGAAAGCCACGCCUCUGCAACUCUUCUGAUUGGCUGCCGUCGCUACAUUGCCCCUACCGCUAUUCAAUGUGCAUGAGGUGUUGAAAGCAAUUUAGAAGCUUUUAUUCAAAUUUUAAAAAUCACAUUGAUCUGACAAAUUCGUUAUUUGAGUUCAGACAAAUUGAUAGAACAGGUUGAAUUAACCAAAGUGUAAAUUGCGAUCAUUCCAAUCAGUAAAAGCACUUAACAGGGCCGUCCCAUUUUUUACAGUAUAAUUUAUAACUUAACUACGUACAGUGACUAACUAUCUGUUUAUUGUUUUGCACUACAACAAGCAUGGUAGCCUGGGUGUCAGUCUGUCUGUGCCAUCUCGCCAACUCCUUGUCAUGCCAAUGGCUUGACAAUGAGCAAGAACACAAACAGAUCUGGGACCAGGCUACAAGCAUGCCUCAACAGUGUUAAUAUUAGCUGCUGCUGCCUAUGUGUGUCAACAAGUGAUGUAUUGAGCUUGUGGGUGGGUAAAAGAGAAGAUACCUGGUAUAGAUGAAGAAUGAAUGCAUAUGAACACGUGAGCCAAAUGAACAAAAUUGUGUGUGGGAUGUUUUUGUCUUGUCUCAGCAAAUGACAUGGAGGAGAGUCAACUAAACUAUUCGUCUCAUUGCAAAAGCCACAGGGCUUUCAACUAUUUUACCUUCCUAUGGGCCCUGGUCCAAAGUAGUGCGCUAUCGGUGGAAUAGGGUGCCAUUUGGGACCCAUCUCCUGCCAACACGAACAAAAAUGUUGGAUAAAAGGGAGGGACGUUGACACUAAUAUGUUACAAUAAUAGCAAUUUAACAACUAUUUAACAACGAGAAGUAAUCUUCAGAAAAAGUUAUUGAUCUCUGCAGAAUUCAGUUGCUGACUCUUCUCCAUAUGAUACAUGGGACUGUAUGUAUGCUGCUUUGUCAUGAACAGUGGUUGUAAAGUUAUUUGGUUUAUUACAUGUUGUCAGGGCCUGUCUCUUCCCGUAACGUAGUAGAGGCCCCAUUUGUGAAUCCGAUGCCAUUAAAUGUACAUUUGAAUUAAAAAGAUAUAAAAUGUACACUUAAUGGCUACAGUAAAGAUAGGUGUUGCAUGCCUACCUAAUGAACUGUACAUUGCAUGUGUAAAUGAGUUUGCAAAUAUCAAAGAGUGCUCUCCUAUGUGUUGCAUGUGUCUUAACCUGCCAGAUGAUAACCAUGUGGGAGAAGAACACGAGAUAUUCUAUCUAUGAAGGGAAAGAAGUGAAUGGUGCCGUCAGACAUUAUCUGACUGAAAAAUAAAACCUGGAUGUUGACCUUC